Messenger RNA from Salpingoeca rosetta, 6052 nucleotides. RefSeq names its product STE/STE11/MEKK2 protein kinase. Lineage: Eukaryota; Choanoflagellata; Craspedida; Salpingoecidae. The coding region runs from base 42 to 5813 and encodes 1923 amino acids. Gene Ontology annotation, molecular function: ATP binding; protein kinase activity. The record is from RefSeq and is a predicted model, not a curated record. Gene Ontology annotation, biological process: protein phosphorylation. The transcript has 29 exons.
CACACACGGACACAACACCAACCGCAGCAGCCAGCACCAUCAUGCAGGAAGGUAGUGGUGCAGAGCACGAUGCAGCUGUGGCACGGACAGCAGCGAUGGGGUUGGUUGAGGAGAUGCCGGGAGAACUGACAGGAACGGAGGAUUCGGAGGGCCCAAGAUUGCGGAGGCGUAGCCGCACAAACAGUGAUCACAGCCCGCACGUGGUGUACACCACACCAAGGUCGUGCGAGCGGGUGUAUGCAACCCAGCGCAGCACGCUGCGCAUGCACGAGAACCGGAUGGCUCAGAUUGUGGAUAUGCCGCGCAAGUCCUCGAAAUCAUCCAGAAAAGGCAACCAAGCUGCAAAGGACAAAGGCAAGCGCAAGAGCGCAGGCAAGAAGCGAGACCAGAAGACCAAGUCCAUGACCAAGCGGCAGUUCCCGGCCAUGGACAACAUCAGCCCCGUGGCCACCGCCGACGAAGCAGAGGAGCCGCGCCGCCCUCCUUCGUCUCGCUCAAAUUCAAGGGCCGCGACAGAUGGCUACGUGAUCAGCACGGAGGAGCUGUUUCGACGAAUGAAAUGGGCUGCGCGCCUCAUUCCAAAAGCGUCCACGCGAUUCUCUGAGCGGCGGCCGAUCGAGCACGUGGAUAUGGCCGCACUCCGCCUCGAACUCGUCAACAAACUCCACAACUCACCACACAGAACAACUGGCGACCUUGACUUUGCCUCGUACACGUGCUCGGGCCAUCAGACGGAGGGAUCGCGCGAGCGGAACCUCGCAUCCUUCAAGAGCUACCUCUCCCAACUCAUCAAGCAAGUGUGCGCGUUCCAAUUUGAAGCCAGCGCCGCCAGCCUGUGGCAGGAAGACGGCUAUGAACACCUCCUCUACAGCCAGCAGCAACUUGCGUCCGUGCUGUGCGACCUGGACAAGGCGAAUAACACGUUUGGCCUGCUAUUCCCGAGCGAGCACGUGCCAGAGUCGUUCCCAGGCCGCAUGCUCGUCCUGCCGGCCGCUGAACAGGAGAUGGACGCGAUCAUCAGUGACGACGACGGCGAUGAUGCCGCUGCCUACACCACAACGCCGUCACCACAACACCCGCAACAGAACCUGCACCACCACUACCUUGCGCUGUCCCCGUUUGGCACGUCACCAGCCGGAACAGCGGCGGCGACCACGGCUGUGACACGUACGCCCUCCAACGAGGCCGGCGCCCCACAUACCGCCGCUGCCAUGCGUGGAGGGAUGUUUGGUCCGCUCUCCCACGUGGCAUCAUCAAACGCGGACUCGAAUGCCGGCGACGCAGAGCACCCGUUUGAUUUCGAGAGCCAGUGGGAUCGCUUUAUGCAAUACUGCAAAGAGCGCAUUCCAAACGCAAACGCAAACGCAAACGGCAGCAGGCGCCAAUCGCGUUUAGAUGGUGGUGACGUCACAACUGGCAUUCAGGGCCUGCGCGACCAACUGGAGGACAGGAUGAACGCGAUGAACUGCUUCCACAACUGCCUGCGUCUGCUCCUUCAGACCGGCAGCGUGUUUGCCAGCACUGCACCUGCCGAGACGCCACCACUCGCAAACUGGUCAACCGUCAUCUACUCCCUCGCCAGCGCUGAGGUUGUCUGCCUCGACAAGGACUCCUCACUGCCGAGCGAACUACCAAUUGGGUCGACAGUGCUGUUUCGGCUUCCAUCCAUCCACGCCCCGCACCCGCACCCAACGUUCCACAUUGAGCUCGCAAAGGUGGACUCGGCGCCAUCGCCGCCAUCAUCGCGCGUGUCGUCGUCAUUGCCAUCACGAUCUCCGUCGUCCACAGCAGCAACGGGAGCACAUCGGUUCGGUGGCAGCACACGCACGACAGCAGCGCCGCAGUCAACAGCAGCAGCAGCAGCAGCACAAUCGCACGAUGUGCUGGUGUCAGCGUCAUCAUCGUCAACAACCACAACAACGAUGACAACGAUGACGACGACCACCACCACGACCACGACCACCACAUCCACGCUGCCGCCCGUCGCAAUCAACAACGGGGCGGAUCGCGGGACCAUUGCCUGCUUCCUGCCAGUGACGGAUGCAGAGGCAAACACUCUGCUCAUCACCUGCCACAGCUCGCACACACACGCGCACACACACGCGCACACACGCGCGCACACGUGGGUGGUGCCACUGCGCUGGGCUACAGGCACAGGCGACCGCGAUGGCAGCAACAUAAGCGGUGGUUCAUCCUUUGUCGCUGAUGGCGACACGACGGCGCUGCGUCAUGUGGGUCGUGGCGAUGAUGAUGGUGAUGAUGGUGGUGAUGAUGGCGGCGAUGGUGUUGGUGGUGAUGAUGGUGGUGGUGAUGGCGGUGGUGAAGGUGAUGAUGUGUUCCAGGAUGACCAAUUCGUCAUCAGUCGUCGCAGUAGCAGCGGUGGACGCUCUAUUGGUGGCGCUGUGGACCGAACGUCCAGUUUCCCGUCUGCAGAGAGCGUAGACGACAGCGAGGACGAGGACGAGAACGUGCGCGUGUCCAUGGACGAUGAUGACGAUGAUGGUGAUGAUGAUGAUGAUGGUGAUGAUGAUGAAGGUGAUGAUGAUGAACGUGGUGACGGGGAUGAAGAGGAGGAAGAAAGAGGUAGUCACGGUGGUGAAGCCGCAAGUCAGCAGCACCAUGGUGCUGGAAGUGGUGAACACGCGAGAGGUGCUGAUGACAACAACUCCACACACCACCACCAGCAGCACCAGCAGCACCAGCAGCACCAGCAGCACCAGCAGCACCAGCAGCACCAGCAGCACCAGCAGCGCGUGGGCCUGCGUCACAGCGAGAGUGGAAGUGCCAAUGCUCUUGGAGCGCGGGAAUCAAGCAUCCUUGUUCCUGAUUUUGCCCCAAUGCCAGAGGACACAAACGAGGCCAUGCAGGCGGUGAUCGGGCGCAUUACGCAAUGCAAGAAGGCCUGUCACUCCACCAUCAUGCAAUUUGCUGACGUCACGGACACGGACCGCGUGCUGCAGCUGUGGACCAACCUGAACCUUGCGCACACGCUGCUGAGCGCGCCGAGCCUGCAGCCCAUGCUGGAGUACGUGUUGCACGUGCCGCUGCUGGUCGCGACCACGGCGACUGCGGAUGUGUUGGAGCAGGAGGAUGAAGGGAUGCAGGGUCCACACGCCCUAUACAACGUGGAGAAGAAAAUUGAACGCAUCAAGGCACUUCUUGUCACGCUCAGCGAACUCAGGAAUGACUUUAUUGUGUUCAAGCGGCGCCUGCAAACAAUGCAGGACUUCAUCUUCGGUUCCUCGUCUCGCUCACGCCGCGAAACAGACAAUUUACGGCUGCUGCUGCGCGCCAUCAAGACGGAAUUCUUCACCAGCAUCAGCCGCGUGCGCCGGAAAUAUCACGAUCUGAAGGCACACGAGGCAGCGGCGCUGUGCAGGACAAUGACGAUUGAUGAUGCGCCAUAUUGCAUCGACCGCAUUCUUCAGCGUCACUGGGACUGGCUGGAGAGCGAUGCGCACACGGUGCAGCACACACUGUUCAACAUGUGCGAACGUUUUCUUGAUGUUGCACAGCGGCUGAUGGAGCUAACGCAGUUUUACUUUGAUGACCUGAAGAGCGAUACGCAGCGGCAGCAACCACAGCACAUGCGGGAGCGCGCCCUCAAUCUCGGCAACUCCAUCCAGCGCCUGGUCCAUUUCGCCACCCGCGUCGUCCACGUUCUCGAACUUCGCCGCGUGUUCUGCAUCUCAACCACAAAGGCCGCCCUGCACACCGCUCUCGAGCGGGCUGGAUUCCGGAAGGCGGACGUGGGCGCUGCUGAUGGUGGUGUGUGGAUGCAUCACAACCCGCAGCGCGAAUGGUCAAGGGAACACGAACUCUUCCACUACAGAGAGCACUGGCUGCUGCGUCCGUCGUUCCGCAAGGGCCAGAGCUGGGCUGGCGAGCCCGUGCAUGGAGACGACAGCUUCCGUGCAACAACCGCCACCGCAGGCCAUGAUGACACACCCGUCAUUGUUGAAGUGUCGCAACACGACAACGCCCCCAUCAGCCGUCACGGCUCUGUCCCGCGCACAUUCAGCACUUCAUCUAUGCUGCCUGUGACGCCGAGUGCCGCGGAAUUCAAGCGGUUUGAAGAGUUCACCACCAACAGUGACGGCAGCGGUGUUGAUGAUGAUGGCGACGACGGUGACUGGUACAACAGCGCCGAUAGUGACAGUCACGUCACCUUCCUCGUCUCCGUUCUCGGUGCCACAAGCCUGAGCAGAGCCGCUGCUGCUGUUGUGUCUGUACUUGAGGAGGAGUUGGAGGCGGCCGGCAGCACGUGUGACAUGCCGGGCCCUUACGCCAGCGAAUGGAGCGUUCAAGCGGUGCUGGCCGACAUGGAGGAUCGCCUCCUCAAUUGCGUCAUCACGCUGUCCACGUCUGUCAACCACCUGUGCAGUCACGUCUUCUCGUCGCAGCCAAAACACCGCCACCACCGCAGCUUACAGUACUCCACGCCCAUGUCUGACAGCAACAUGCCUGGCCUCAUCAACAGCCUCUGGUCCCUCUCUUUCUCUGCAUGGCGCGCUCUCGUCAAGACAUUUCCACGCGCCAGGCUUGAGAACGGGCUGCCGCUCACGCUCAUCAACUUUGAGGUGUAUGUGCGCAAGAAGAACACAUCGUCGAUGCGCUGGGGUGUUCCGCGCAUGCUGCUGGACGAGGGGCUUGAGUUUAUGAAGUUGGUGCUUGACGAACCGGUCCUGUCGGCGCUUUCGCCGCAGCUCUUCACAAAAGUCGAGGAGGCCGCAACGCGACUGGUCAACAUCAAGACGAAGGCAGCAAAGAGUGCACCAAUCAAUGCCGUCGUUGCUGUUCCGACAAAUCCGCAGGCGGCAACAGCACAGCGGAGGCCCGCUGCCACGUGUGAGGAGAUUGAUCGCCACCUGGCGAAGGGGUUUGCCUUCAGCUGCCAGGGGCGGCAGCGGAUGCAGCUGCGAGACCGAGCGCUUGUUGGACAGGAAGUGCACGCGGCUGAUGCACAGGGCGUGCGCGAUGGCCGGCACCACGCCAUUGAGGGCUCCACAUUUCACGAUCCGUGGAUCCAGGUCGCUGUUCUUCGCGGCGCCAGAAUUCGCGAUAUUGGAUGUGGAGCAUUUGGACGCGUUGUUGUGGCGAAGAAUCUCACGACCAAUCGCCCAAUGGCCGUCAAAGAAGUUAUGCUCUCGAACGCGCGACCGAAUGAGUGGCUGCUGACACGCGAUCUGCGACACGAGAAUGUUGUGCGCGUGUACGGUGCACAGCUGUUCCCAAACCAUCACUACGACGUGUUCAUGGAGUACAUUCGUGGCGGAACGCUGCGCCAGCUGCUCGUCGAGGUGGACGCCCUUCACAUCAUGGAUACGCGCAGGUUCACUGCGCAGCUGACACGCGGUGUGCGGUAUCUCCACGACCACGACAUUGCACAUCGCGACCUCAAGCCAGGCAACCUCCUCCUGACGCAACACAACACCGUCAAGAUCUGCGACUUUGGACAGUGCAUAUCUGUGCAUGAACCGCUGACACAGAACGAUGUGCAAUUCGGCACUUUUGCGUAUCAAUCGCCGGAGUUUGGGUCGCUUGAGCAAAUCCGCGCACACCCGACGAAGACGGACAUCUGGGCAAUCGGCUGCUGUGUGCUCGAUAUGCUCAACACGCCCGUGUACCCGGGCCAGAACUACCAGCACCUCGGCACCAUCUACCGUCUUAAGCUGGGCGACCUCCGCCCCAACAUGCCCAACAAUGCGGAUGCAACAACAGGGGAUUUUCUCCGCCAAUGCUUCAUCGCUGAUGCUGCACAACGUGCAACCGCUGCUGAUCUUCUUCGCCACGCCUUCCUGCGCGAUGCCUGAGCCCUCGACGUGUGUGUGUGUGUGUGUGUGUGUGUGUGUGUGUGUGCGUGUGUGUGUGUGUGUGUGUGUGUCUGUCUGUUUUUGUUCAGCACCAUCCAAUGCAACCCUGGUGUCAUCUUUUCCUUUUCAUUUCUUCACGUCAUCUUCGUCCAUGCCAUCAAUGGCUUUGGUUUGCCUCAUUUACUCUCUUUCUCUCUGUUAAUAACGGACGCUACGAGUACAAUACAAUUACAUGCAGC